Ogataea philodendri is the source of this 822-nucleotide messenger RNA. RefSeq lists its product as uncharacterized. NCBI's taxonomy places the organism in Eukaryota, Fungi, Ascomycota, Pichiomycetes, Pichiales, Pichiaceae. The coding region runs from base 1 to 822 and encodes 273 amino acids. Gene Ontology annotation, molecular function: holo-[acyl-carrier-protein] synthase activity; magnesium ion binding. Gene Ontology annotation, cellular component: cytosol. The record is from RefSeq and is a predicted model, not a curated record. The transcript has a single exon.
AUGGAUCCAAAUGAACCGUUUCUCCAGGACGCGCACAGCAGCAAAUUUGCUGUGUUUUGGGUCGACAUGGACGGGUGCGACGAGGUUCUGAACGACGAUUUUGAGUUCGAGCAGCUCAUUCGCACGCUACCGCUCACUCUACAAGCAAAAAUCCUAAAACGGAGGAACAAGACAGACAGACACUGCGGACUUGUUGGUGCGCUUUUGACACGUUAUGCGGUGUGGGGGUCUGAGAAGAGUCUUAAGAAGUGGAACGAUCUGGAAUUCGGAACAGGCGAGCUCGGCAAACCGUUUGUGAAAAAUCGACCGUACAAGUUCAACCAUUCCGACGAGCACAAACUGGUGGCCGUCGCGGUCGAUUUUACGGGAUCCUCCGAGGUGGGGGUCGAUCUCGCAAACCCAGAGGACGUGGGCGAUCCAAACAAGUUCGUGGGCGAGUUCGAGGCGAUAUUCACGGAAUCCGAACUGGCAGAGGUAACGUCAUCGGUAUUCGGACUCAGUGAACAGGCUGCCAAACAGCAUCUUUCUUUGUAUUGGGCAUUGAAAGAGAGCUAUUCGAAAUAUAAAGGGGUGGGGCUCCAUCACGAAUUGAAAUCUUACGAAUUCCGGAAUGUGAGCCCUGUCAAACCCUAUCCCCAGUCGACCGAGUUUAAUGGCCAACAUGCCGUCUACAUGCUACUGCCCCAUAACACCAUUUGUAGCGUGGUUUCAGAUAUCCGCCAAAUUCCAAACUUUGUCCAGAUCCACGGAGCCGAGUUGUUGCAUUACAUAAUUCACAACAUUUGCUCGCCCCCACAGCUGUCUCAAAAAUUGUGUAUAUAA